This is a messenger RNA of Penicillium malachiteum, 1158 nucleotides long. Its product is annotated as serine hydrolase domain-containing protein. The transcript has a single exon. Lineage: Eukaryota; Fungi; Ascomycota; Eurotiomycetes; Eurotiales; Aspergillaceae. The record is from RefSeq and is a predicted model, not a curated record. The coding region runs from base 1 to 1158 and encodes 385 amino acids.
AUGGCAGAGGUCCAUGGCACAUAUGACCCCGCAUUCGAUUCUGUUCGCGAUCUACUGAAUCAACGCCUUUCUUCGGGCGCUGAACUGGGAGCCUCUCUCUAUGUCGACAUAGAUGGAAAGAGUGUUUUGGAUUUAUGGGGUGGUUAUGCCGACAAGGCAAAAACGCGCCCCUGGGGAAAAGACACAGUGGCUCCCGUUUGGUCUUGCUCCAAGGUUAUCACAAAUUUGGCAGCUUUGAUUCUUAUUGAUCGCGGUCUCCUAGACCCCAAUGAGAAUGCCGCGAAAUACUGGCCAGAGUUCGCUAUCAAUGGGAAGGACAAUAUCAAAGUGUCACACGUCCUCAGCCAUGCGGCGGGACUUCCAGCGUGGGAGGCACCUAUCACCAGCGAGGAUGUCUACGACUGGAAGGAUGCCACUGAGAGACUUGCAAAUCAGACUCCUUGGUGGACCCCUGGCGAGGGAAGUGGGUAUCACCUUAUAACCCAGGGUCACCUUGUCGGCGAGACUAUCCGUCGAGUGACUGGGAAACUGAUAGAGCAGUUUGUCGCAGAGGAAAUCACUCGCCCCCUAGGCGCUGAUUUCACCUAUGGAUUGACGGAGGACCAAUGGUCACAUUCGGUAGAUACUCUGCCCCCACCGCCAUUGCCGUUCGAAAAUCUCGAUCCGAAUAGCAUUACUACUCGCGCGAUUAUCGGCAGUCCUCUUCCAGCCGAACUGACAACGACAUCGGGAUUCAGAAAGGCCGUUAUCCCUGCAAGCAAUGGAUUCUGCAAUGCACGUGGGUUGGCUCGAAUUGGCUCCAUGGUCUCACUCGGUGGUACCGUAGAGAAUAUCCCUAUGGUGAAACCCAGCACCAUUGACAAGCUUUUCGAAGAGCAAACCAAUGGAAUCGAUCAGAUUAUCUUUGAACAUGUUCGCUUUGGACUUGGUGUGGCACUGGCGGAUUCACGAACUCGCUCGUGGAUUCCAGAGGGUGAUAUCUGCUAUUGGGGUGGCUGGGGUGGCUCUAUUAUUAUCAUGGAUCGUGAACGCCGCAUGACUAUCGGCUAUGCCAUGAAUGAUAUGUGCGCCAUUGGAACUUUAGGCAACGACAAUACCGAGGCUUAUGUGAAGGAGAUCUAUCAUAUCGUGGACCAGAUGCUCUCUGAAACUCUGUGA